CAAGCCCCAGGUUGCUCCGGGCUGCCGGGGGGUGGUGCUGGCCGCGCCCACAGCCGUCGUUCCGCCCCGCGCUGCGCAGCAUGGCCGGCUUUGCCGACCUGAACGUCGCGCAGGGCGCGGACAGGAAGGCCGUGCAGAGUUUGCUGGAGGCCGCGGCGCACCUGGGAUAUUCUGCAGUUGCUCUUAAUCAUGUCAUCGACUUUAAAGAAAAGAAACAGGAAAUUGCCAAGCCAGUAUCUCCAUCGGAGCUGUUUCCAUCUUUGCCUAUUGUACAGGGGACAUCUAAAAGACUUAAAGUCUUAACACGGCUGACACUUGUUGUUUCUGAUCCUUCCCACUGUAAUCUCCUGAGAUCUACAUCUACAAACAUAAGAUUGUAUGACAUCAUAGCUGUAUUUCCGAAGACGGAGAAAUUGUUCCAUAUUGCUUGCACAACUCUUGAUGUGGACCUGGUAUGUAUAAAUGUAACAGAGAAGCUUCCGUUCUACUUCCGAAGGCCUCCUGUAAAUAUGGCAAUAGAUCGAGGCAUUUACUUUGAACUUCUUUACACGCCUGCCAUCAAAGACUCCACAAUGAGAAGGUACACAAUUUCAAAUGCGAUCAGCCUGAUGCAGAUCUGCAAAGGAAAGAACAUCAUUAUAUCUAGUGCAGCUGAAAGACCUCUAGAACUACGGGGUCCUUAUGAUGUGGCUAAUCUAGGCUUGCUGUUUGGCCUGUCAGAAGGUGAAGCCAAGGCAGCCGUGUCCACCAACUGCAGAGCCACCAUACUUCAUGGAGAAACUCGGAAGAGUGCCUGUGGGGUAGUAUACACAGUGAAGAAGCUUCGCAAGGUUGAGGAGGAAGAAACAGUGCCAGCCUGCAAAAAGGCUAAGACUCAAGCUUGAGCCAGUUGUCAGCUGGAACCUCCAUCCAGUCUUUACCCAGUGCUGUCUUCCUCCACCCUCCAGCCAGCUCAGUUACUAACUGAUUUAUUUAGCCUGAAGAAGAAUUAUUCUUCUGGUUUUCAAGUGAGGAAUUCUGUGGGAAUGGAAAUGCUGACUGGUAUUUUACCACAUUUGGAAGGUCAUCCUAUUGCUGGGCUUCUGGCCAAGGGCGGGAGAGCAUCACUCCGCUUUGUCCUAGGGCUUCUGGUAUUGGUGUGAACUCGCACAAUAGAAGGUAUCCCUAAGUUGGAAACAUUGUGUUGUGUGCACUCUUUUUUUUAUUAAAAAUUUUUUCAAGAA
Messenger RNA from Numida meleagris (helmeted guineafowl), 1223 nucleotides. It is a transcript of the gene RPP30, whose product is annotated as ribonuclease P/MRP subunit p30. NCBI's taxonomy places the organism in Eukaryota, Metazoa, Chordata, Aves, Galliformes, Numididae. Gene Ontology annotation, cellular component: ribosome; nucleolar ribonuclease P complex. The record is from RefSeq and is a predicted model, not a curated record. Gene Ontology annotation, molecular function: structural constituent of ribosome; RNA binding. Bases 81 to 884 code for a protein of 267 amino acids. The transcript is spliced from 11 exons. Gene Ontology annotation, biological process: translation; tRNA processing.